Molecule: messenger RNA, 6595 nt
Organism: Eriocheir sinensis (Chinese mitten crab)
Lineage: Eukaryota; Metazoa; Arthropoda; Malacostraca; Decapoda; Varunidae
Product: zinc finger protein OZF-like
Exons: 3
Coding region: 667-1686 (339 amino acids)
Biological process (GO): negative regulation of transcription by RNA polymerase II
Molecular function (GO): DNA-binding transcription repressor activity, RNA polymerase II-specific
Source: RefSeq, a predicted model, not a curated record
AAGAAGAAGAAGAAGAGGAGGACGGAAGUGACGGGCUUGUGGGGGUCACGUCAGCUUAUUUUACCUUAUUUUGACCCCUUUCCUGACCUCUUGACCCCUUCCCUGACCCCCAGCCGCUGCAGGGGGGUCACGCAGCAGGGACGCCGCGCUGUGGAGGCUGUGCAGGCCGCGGGAAGCUGGAAAAAGACGAGAAAGAAGAAGGAUUUCCUGGCCUAAGGUGUGGCUGGCUGGGUGGCCGCCACAGUCCCAGUGGUCCUGGUGGCAGCCUUGGAAGCCCGGAGUCUCUGGGCGGAGCUUCUCCCUGUACAACGUUUCGCUAACCUUCGUGACCCCUGGACGGGACACAGGCAGUGGGGCGGGGCGGUAACACGUUGGCGGACGCCACGACCUCGGAGACAGCUGUGGUGCUCUCCUCCCCUGGGACUCUGGCCUGCGUGAAGGCUGCCACACUCACCGCCUCCUCGUGUUGCAGGUUCCGGGGCCAAGAUUGCACACCACGCCCCCCCGCAGGAGCCCUUAGUGGUGCUGUCCAACGUGUCGCUUCCCACCCCGCCUCACCUGCUCCUUCGGGACUCCAGGCCGCCCUUCCUCAACCCCUUCGGCAACCUUUACUCCCCGUGGUUCCCGAGCGGCACACUGGCGCACCACGUGCCCGACCACGUGACCAUGGAGGUGGUGCUGCCUCCUGGGAACAUCGUCAGCUGGGAGCAGUCUCCGCCGCCCCAGCCGCCACAGCCCCAGCCCCAGCCCCAGCCUCAACCACAUCAACAACAACAGCCCCAGUCACAACCACAGCCACAGGCGCAGCCGCAGCAACCACAGUCGCAGGAACAGUCGUCCUCGGGUCUGGUGAGCUAUGCACACUGCGACUACUGUGGGGAGGAGCUCUACGCCUCGGCGAGCCACUCCUGCAAGAAGCUCUUUAAGUGCCAGGAAUGCGGCAAAGCUUUCUCCCACAAGAGUGCGCUGUCCAAGCAUGAGUUCACACACACUGGGAUCAAGAACUACCAGUGCCAGGACUGCGGGGAACGCUUCGCCCAGAAGAGUAACCUCAUCCGCCACGGCCUGACGCACUCCACCAACAAGCGGUUCGAGUGCCCGGACUGCGGCGAACGCUUCACGCAGAAAAGCAACCUCAACCGCCACCGCCUGACCCACUCCAGCGUCAAGAACUUCCAGUGCCAGCAGUGUGGGGAAAGGUUCACCCAGAAGAGCAACCUGACGCGGCAUGCCCUCACCCACUCCAGCUUCAAGCGCUACCAGUGCCAGGAGUGCGGCGAGAAGUUCACCCAGAAGAGCAACCUGACGCGGCACGGCCUGACACACACCAGCAUGAAGAGCUUCGAGUGCGACCAGUGCGGGGAACGCUUCACCCAGAAGAGCAACCUGAACAGGCACACACUUACACACUCUAACAUCAAGAACUUUGAGUGCCUGGAGUGCGGCGAGAGGUUUGCACAGAAGAGCAACCUGACCACUCACACGCUGGCCCACGCCGGCGUGAAGAAGUUUGCGUGCGACGUCUGCGGGAAGCAGUUCAGCCUGAAGCACAGCCUGACCAACCACACGCUUAUCCACAGCGGCGCCAAGGACUACCACUGCGAGGUGUGCGAGAAGAGCUUCACCCUCAAGCGCUACCUCAGCCGCCACAUGCAGACGCACACCAAGGUGGAGAAGAAAGACUGAAGGUUGACCAGGCGGGGGGACCCUCCCACCACCGCCCGAGAGAACGUGCCACACGCCGCCAACCCACACACCCCUGCCGUCGCCCAUGCCAGCGUCACAAACUUCCACCCGACGCCGCACGUAAGCUACAACACCCACCACGGCGUCAUGCAGGCCGACGCUGCCACGCAGACUGGCCACGGCAGCUUCCACUUCCUGGAGUAUGGAAGUUUCUAUUACUGAACACUCGGUAGUAACUCACUGCGAAAGGUUGGCCGGGGCCGGGGCCACACCACGGUGGCCGCGGCGGCCACACUGUUGAAGGACACCUCUGGAGGAGAUACAAUUCCUGGACAAAUUUUUAUCAGUAAACUAAAGGUACGGUAACUUAAACUGUGAAAGGUUUGCCGGAAUAACGAUAUCAGUUUGCCAGUCGUGACAGUCACUGCUUUAUGAAACACCUCCGUAGAGGAUUUAAUUUUCAAAGCUGAGGAGUUUUUUUUAUGAGUAACAAGGUGAGAGGUUUGCUGGAAUUAUACCAGGAGUCUGCCAGUCACAGCUGUCAUUCACCAUUAUGUGACGCCUUGGUACAGAGAGCUGUGGCUUGCUGGAGUCUGCACUACUGAAUGAACGGUGGUGGCAGACAGCGAGAGGUUAGCUGCAAGUUUGGCCAAGAUAUAGAACCUUGCUGAGGAAAAUAUUGACACCCAUCAGUCCCAGUCCAGCCUCAUGCUUAUUUGGGCCACAUGAAAGGCCCCUAGGCCAGCGUGAGGAAGUAAACAUCAGUAAUGACCAGAAUUAUGUUAGCCUAUCUGAGGCAACAAAAUAUCUUUAGCCUCUCAGCAGCUAUUCUCAGGAAGGUGAUGGAGCUUAGGGGAUGAGAUGGCUGUCAAGAACAAAGCAUCCUUCCCCAAGUUGAUAAUUCUAAUCUCAGCCGAUCAAUGUUGACCAGGAAGGCAACGGGACUCUGGAAACUAAUGGCAGCCCUUGCUUUAUGCACGGCUUAGGCUCCGGGAGAACUUAGGAAUGACAAAGUACUUAGCGAGGUGAUGCAGUUUACAUAUUCCAAACCAGAUUGAUUCCCACCACCAACACCUCAUUCCUCUUGACAGCAACAAGGGGCGGGGAAGAAAUACGGUCAUUGAUUCUUGGGCGAGGAAAGUUUGUACGUGGAUAAGAGUAGGUGAACAAAGGAGACAUGGAGGGAAUUGCCUGUAAGUGACUAGGAGCAUUUGUAUUGGCAACAGGUGUGCAGAAUGUCAUCUAGUAAGCACACUCAUUAUGAAACUGGCGACAACUACACUGGUGUCAUAUAAUAAGACACAUUACGAGACUUACUGAAUUAUUUUGCAAGCAGAUGCAUUAUGAGACUAACGUGUGCCGUCAUUUUGUAAGCAGACACACACCUAAAGGGCGGGUGACGGGUUUUUCCGGUCUGCCUUUUUCCGCCAUAAUAUUGAAGUUUUCGCUGUGAUUUUUUGGUCAGUGUAACUCCUAGGCUGCCACAUGACUCCUCUGUGCCAUUCUCAGUGUUUCUGUGACUGCAGCAAUGGCAGGAGGAGAGUUUUUUGGAUCUUCCUCACCUCAUUCUGCACCCGAGUAUCCACACCCAGUGACCUCAACUCCCCAUAAGCCUCCCCUUGCCCCCAAAAGAGCUCUAGGUGUGAGCUUAACGUAUGUACGGCUCCAAACAAGGGCUGCUGUGAGCUUAAAGUUACUGCACUUCACCAAGUCACCACUGCAUGAUGUAGAGACUUUGGGUUUGUGGCAGACAGAAGAGGAAGGAUGCAAAAAGGAAAAGCCCAUAAAUUUAAACCUAUGGGUGUAGGCAGAGCCGUGAAAUUGAUAAUGGAAAGUGAGAAAUUUUCGGGAAAAUGUCAGAACAUCCCUCCUGCCGUUUAGGGGUUAAGAGACUAGUGACGAAAACAGUGAGCAGUGCGUUGUAUAACAAACUGAUACAUCACAUGACCGGUGAAGUUCAUAAUAAAUCGACACAUUUAGACAAGUUUCACAUGACGAGACUGGCGUGCGUCACGUCACGUUACGAAGAGACGCACCACGAGACCGGCAAAGACUUCACUGGUGUCCGAGGUGCGGCAAGUCGAGUCAACCUUUCCAACAGUACUACCUCUGUACCUGGCGUGCGUGUCCGUGUGUCCGUUUCUCUCGCCUCCCGCCUGGCCAAUAGCAGUCCCGCGUUGCAUACGUAGCCUGGGGUUCGGACGUCCCCAGCCAAUAUUCCUUAAACUAUACUUGAGCUAUGUUCGUAGGUUUGUACACACUCCUCCGAUCGACCCGCACCCACGCCAGGACGAAAGCCACUCUUGAACGUUUAGCCAAGGUCUGAAAAAUCGUCACUGUCAUCCUGCCGAGGCCUGGAAAUCAAGAGUUGUCAGAGUAAUAAUUUAUGAGCGUUCUAUUCUGUCGGCCCCAGAUCGUCUUUACGCCUCGGCUUGGGUUAGCAUGGAGUUGAUUGGCCUCCCUGGCAUGCGUGCUAAUUGGAGGGGUGUGUGCAAAUAGGUGAACACUCCUUUCAUAAGUCUGACCUCUCUCUCUCUCUCACUUGUUUUCACUUGCUAUUGUAAAUUGUACACUGUAGAUUCCUGGUUUCUGCUGUGCUGCAUCGUGUGUGUAUCAGUUUCUCUCUCUCUCUCUCUCUCUCAGGAUAUCACCCCACAGACACAUGCCCCCCAGCCACAUAAAUAGAGCUAGAUUCUCUCUCUCUCCAUUCAUUCCUUGUUUCAUAUUUGUCUCUUCUCUCAUUUCCUUCACCUUCUCUUUCUUCCUCUAUGUAUCCCCCCCUCUCUCUCUCACUAAAGUCUUAGAGAAGCUCAUACAUCCUUUCCUCUUCUCUUAUCCACCCACACAUUCAUUCUUCCCUCUCUCCUCUAAGACACUCACAUUCAUCUUUCCCUUUUUUCUCCCAUCCACUCACACCCACGCACACAGUUGCUGCACAGCAGAGUGGUGGAGGGUGGCAGUUCCUCGUCGCCGUGGCUGCCAUGUAUAAAACAAUAAGGUUAAGGUGCAAGUGACACCUCUAGGCAAUUAAGUGUCGGUUACGUCUGGAAGUAGUUCAAGAGUCCUUUGCGACAUUUAUCAUCGUUGUCAAGGUGCGUUGGCUACACGGCACUCCAGUUUGCAUUCGAUCUGUGGGAACGAAAAUCCAAGAGUGUCAGCUUGUGUAUCCACCGAGAAAAUGAGAGACUUUCCAAGCUGCUUCCCUGCACUCGUUGGUCCUCGUCUUCAGCUGCUUGCUCAAGACGAAGGACCGACAAGUGUACUGUUCCGGCGCCAACACAGCCGUUGCUUGGAAAGUCUCCCGUCUUGCAGAAAGGAAAAAGUUAAAUAUCACCAGUUUAUAUUUUUGUUUUAUACGAUCGUGACUUUCCAGCCGAGUGCUAACUGGCGUGGACGUGGUCCGAGGAAGGCGAACGCACCUUCACUAACUCUCUUCUACUUUAUCAGUUUCUCGUAUGCAAGUUCUGUGUAUCUGCUUUUACUUUUCAGUUUGUAAGUUCCACCCACAAAUUAUGCAUAUGUAUAACUAAAAGAAUAUACAUAUAUAUUUUCAAAGAAUAUUCCCUCUAGAUUGUACAUUGAUACCUGUAGUGUUUGGUCCUCAGUACAAGUAGCAUUCGUGUCAGCGGAAAGUUGCACUCUGGGAAGACUGAGCUCAAGGUGCGGAAAUGAAAGUUAAUGGCCACGCAGGAGUUGACGCCCUUUGUAAAAUAGUUCAAAUUUGACUUCCACGCCGGCACGUAGAGCGGUUAGUUAGUUAGUCUUGACGUGCGGUGGUCGGUGGUCGCAGGCUCAGUCCUCCUCCGAAUGCCUUCCCCGACACGAGUGCUAAGGAACAGUGUACACCAAGCUGCGUGAGGAAGGAGGUUAUCCUGUAAGCCUGUAGAGUCUAGUGUUAAGAGGCAGCUCCCAGGAACGGUGUGUAGUGAGCGCUGUGGGGGGGAACGUCCCGAGAGAAUGUACGUCUGUGGUGAUGGCCCAAGACUGUUUGCCGAUACGCACACACAUGCACACACCAAUGGCUCUAUUCCAAGCUCUCCCUUACUCUACAGAUGUCAGUAAUUAUAAACCCCUCAAUAAUGGCAACACACACACGCACACCAAUGGCUCUAAUCCAAGCUCUCCCUCACUCUAGAGCCAUAUGACCACGCAGUUGUGGCGCCAAGCAAAGAACGCUCCCUCACUCUAGAGAUGUCAGUUACCCUAAACCAGAAGUUGGCAGCAGUGUAAAUAUGAAUGGAAAUUACGAAACAUUAAAAUUUUCCUCCUCCAUGUGGGGGUUAGAUAAUACACCCACAGACAAGAUAAUCAGUACACUAUAAUAAUAAUAAAUAAAUAAUAAUGUUAUAAUUGCAUCUGUCAUAAAAUAAACUGUUAUAUUUAUGAGCCACUCCUUUAACUUAAUAUGCUGUCAGCAACCUUUUAUUAAUCCCUUAUAGUUUGUUAACAUGACUGAACAAAUAUUACAUACUUUUAAACAACAUGCUAACUUCAGAGAAAACGCAUAGGGAAAGGAGUGUCUGUUUGGUUGUCCUUCUGAUGCCAUUUGAACUAAAAACAGCCAAGGAAGGGAGAGCUUGUAACAUGGGCGUGUGUUUGCUUACUCCUACACAUCAUUUCAACAAGUCGUCCUCCUGCCUGUCUGGAAAAAGAAUACUUGAAGACUGAGCUGAGGGAUAAAAAUAAACUGAUCAUAAAAGCGAGCCGGAUGGAUCGCAAAGAGAGCAAAGGUUAUGAAAGAAGGACUCGUAAAAGCAAAUUAUGUAAAAGGAAUGACUGUCAACCGUAAAGUAGCCAAUGUAAUUUUUAAAGGUUGAGGAUAAGAGGAGGAGGGGAAAGAGCAGGAGGAAGGAAGGAGAGAGUGAAUAUUUGCCAAUCUAAACUUUACACCCUCGCACAGUUUUCAAGA